Molecule: messenger RNA, 2462 nt
Organism: Scomber scombrus (Atlantic mackerel)
Lineage: Eukaryota; Metazoa; Chordata; Actinopteri; Scombriformes; Scombridae
Gene: cyp2r1
Product: vitamin D 25-hydroxylase
Exons: 5
Coding region: 64-1623 (519 amino acids)
Biological process (GO): xenobiotic metabolic process
Cellular component (GO): cytoplasm; intracellular membrane-bounded organelle
Molecular function (GO): iron ion binding; heme binding; oxidoreductase activity, acting on paired donors, with incorporation or reduction of molecular oxygen, reduced flavin or flavoprotein as one donor, and incorporation of one atom of oxygen
Source: RefSeq, a predicted model, not a curated record
UUCCUCUGAGGAGAAGCCAAAGUCAGCAGAAGUAGGAAGCAGGGAACAGCGAUUUUUGGGAAGAUGGUUUCAAUUAAAUCGCCGACUCUGGUGCCGAUGUCCUGGGCACAGGCACUGCUCGCUGUAGGCUGUCUGGCUGUCGCCCUCUUCGCCUUCCUGCUGGUUCGCCAGCUCGUCAAGCAGAGAAGACCCCCGGGGUUUCCCCCUGGUCCAUCUCCCUUCCCCGUAAUAGGGAACAUUCUAUCUCUGGCCACCGAGCCGCACGUCUUCCUUAAGAGGCAGAGUGAAGUUCAUGGACAGAUAUUCAGCCUCGACCUGGGGGGCAUCUUGACUGUGGUAUUAAAUGGGUAUGACAGUGUUAGGGAGUGCCUUUAUCAUCAGAGUGAAGUGUUUGCUGAUCGCCCAUCCCUGCCUUUAUUCAAGAAAAUGACCAAAAUGGGUGGACUUCUCAAUUGCAAAUAUGGCAAAGGCUGGAUUGAACACCGUAAAUUGGCUUGCAACUCUUUCCGUUACUUUGGCAGCGGUCAGAGACAGUUUGAAAGAAAGAUUUCAGAAGAGUGUAUGUUCUUUGUUGACGCCAUCGACGAGCACAAGGGGAAACCCUUCAACCCCAAACACUUAGUGACCAACGCUGUGUCCAACAUCACCAACCUUAUCAUUUUUGGACAGCGCUUUACUUACGACGACAGUAACUUCCAGCACAUGAUCGAGAUCUUCAGUGAGAACGUGGAGCUAGCAGUGAGUGGCUGGGCCCUCCUUUACAAUGCCUUCCCUUGGAUUGAGUAUGUGCCCUUUGGAAAACACCAGAAGCUGUUCCGCAAUGCUGCUGAGGUGUACGACUUCCUACUGGAGGUUAUAAAGGGUUUUUCACAGGGCAGGGUGCCACACGUACCAAGGCACUAUGUUGAUGCCUAUUUGGAUGAGCUGGAGCAGCAUGCAGGAGACCCCAGUUCAUCAUAUUCCUAUGAGAACCUCAUCUAUUCAGUGGGCGAGCUCAUCAUUGCAGGCACAGAGACCACAACUAACACCCUGCGCUGGGCCAUGCUGUACAUGGCCCUCUACCCCAACAUACAAGAGAGGGUGCAUAGGGAGAUUGACAGCGUGCUGACCAAUGGGAGGGCACCAACUCUGGAGGACAAACAGAAGAUGCCCUACGUGGAGGCUGUUUUGCAUGAGGUCCUGCGCUUCUGCAACAUUGUUCCACUUGGUAUUUUCCGUGCCACCUCCCAGGAUGCAAAAGUCAAUGGGUACACUAUUCCCAAAGGCACCAUGGUGAUCACAAACCUAUACUCAGUUCACUUUGAUGAGAAAUACUGGAACGAUCCAGGUGUUUUCUCGCCACAGCGGUUUCUGGACAGCAAUGGCAACUUUGUGAGACGGGAAGCGUUCGUGCCAUUCUCUCUGGGGAGGCGUUGCUGCCUGGGUGAGCAACUGGCCAGGAUGGAGAUGUUCCUCUUUUUCACCACUUUGCUCCAGAGGUUUCACCUCCAGUUUUCUCCAGGAACUGUUCCCACUGUAGCUCCCAAACUGGGCAUGACCUUACAGCCCAAGCCUUACUCAAUCUGUGCCAAUCGCAGGCACCAGAAAACUCCCUGCUGUGGAGACACUCCUUAUCACAAGUAGGCCAGCAGUUAUUCAUGACCUGUUCAACCACUUAAGUCAGAAUUUUUCUGUUUUGCACAGCAAUGCAACCACAUGAUAACGGUGCUUAAAACUGUAUUAGUCUGGACUAUAGUGUCCAGUGGUGCAUCCCAGCUUUUCCAAAAGACUUUCAACGUGAAAGACUCAAAUACAAUUGACUCUCUUGCUAUCGAAUUUGUUUACUGAGCAAUAUGCACGUUUGCACAAUUCUCUAAAGCAGCAGGGUAGGGGAUAUAAGUUGGUGCUGAAAGGACAUCCUGGAAACACAAGUGUGUUAUUGAUUCACUUCUCUGUAGCUCUGAAUUGUUCUGAGCCCCAGAACAUGAAAUGUCUAUGAACCCUGGUGCUGUAGCAAUGGCUUAGAUACAUGUCAAUGAUUGAUACUAAGUACACCUAUGAUGGUUCAUAGCCCUUCCUUCUCGGGACAGGUACGGGUCAGACAAAUGACACCACUGAUUUGUAUGUAUAGGGCGAACUGAGACUGACAGACUUUCCAGUUCUGUCUACUCUGUUGGAGCUGGCCAUCGGCCAAGAAUUACAUCAUGUGGACUGACUCUGACCCUUUCUGCAGGGAUAGUGCUCUGUGGAAAAUCUUUCUCUUAGAAGGCAAAUGCAACCCUGGUGGAUUUCUAGAAACUGACUAUGCAACACUGGUUUCUGUUAAAUGGUGCUUAUCAGUACUAACAAAGUACUGCAUUUGUGUGUGAAGUUAAUAUUUGUUUGUCCUUUUUUUUUGCAAUAGUGGUGCUAUGUACAUUUUUCUGUGUUUAUAAAGCCUUUGUUAAACUAUUGAAAGCCUUGUUUUCCUUUCUGCAUUUUAC